This is a messenger RNA of Papaver somniferum (opium poppy), 564 nucleotides long. RefSeq lists its product as uncharacterized. The transcript is spliced from 4 exons. The record is from RefSeq and is a predicted model, not a curated record. Bases 1 to 537 code for a protein of 178 amino acids. NCBI's taxonomy places the organism in Eukaryota, Viridiplantae, Streptophyta, Magnoliopsida, Ranunculales, Papaveraceae.
AUGGGAAUUAUUGAUCAACAACAAGUGGUGGAGGUGCUAUUAGCAAAUAAUAGCAACAUUCCCUCUUUUCCAUUGUUAUCACUAAACCAUGUAUCUUAUGUUUGUAAUAAGUCUGUAGUAGAAUCAGCUAGGUUUUAUCAACAAGUUCUUGGUUUUGUGCUUAUUAAGAGACCUUCUUCUUUCAAUUUUGAAGGAGCUUGGUUGUUCAAUUAUGGGUUUGGGAUACACUUGUUACAGUGUAAUUCUGUUGACGACCUACGCGCAAAGCCAUUAUUCAUUAAUCCCAAGGAUAAUCACAUCUCCUUCCAAUGUACAGACAUUAGUCUAGUAAAGAGAAAGCUUGCAGAAAUGGGCAUGAAGUACGAAACAGCCAUUGUGGAAGAAGGAGGAAUCCGAGUUGAUCAACUUUUUUUCCAUGACCCCGAUGGUUACAUGAUUGAAAUCUGCAACUGCGAGAACCUACCGGUCCUUCCGCUGUUGGCAUGCCCUCUAAAAAAGAUGUCUGCUUAUAAUGAACCCAGCAAGUCAUGUACGUGAAACCCAAGAUGCUUUCUUUCUAUGCAA